AUGCCGCCGAAACGCACCCGCCGCUCGUCUCCUACCCCUGCAGGUCUCUCAGCUGGCGAAAGACUGAAGCGUGCUAGGCUCGCCGGGAAUACCCAAUAUUCCACCUGGGGUUGGGUGGGCACCGAGAUCACAGACGCGUCAGCAAUCACGCUCGAGCACAGGCUUGCCACCUGCGGCUUUUUGCCCAAGAGCUCGCAUCCUCUGUGUGCGAACAAGUACGCAGCGCGAGCUAGGUCGACGUCGGUGAAAGAGGAGACGAAGCAACCGCAACCCAAAGCUCAUGGGGAACUGGAGGAUGAUGUGAUUGUCAUUUCCGACGAUGAAGCGCCGUCUUGUAGCAGUAAGGCAUGCAGGAGCACCCCGUACUGCCUCAACUAUCUGGGUCAGGAGAAGUGGGAAGAUGAGGGCAAGGCUCGUGAAGCCUUCAUGAAAGUCACGAAUCUCGGUGAGGAUCCCGUCGCUAACUCGAGAGAUCCUGGUUUCCCGGUGGGACUGAAGAAUCUGGGCGCCACUUGCUAUGCGAAUGCAUAUCUACAAGUGUGGUUCCAGGACUUGCCGUUCCGCGAUGGCGUCUAUAAGUGUCAACCAGCUCAGGAUGCGGAGCACAAAUUUGAAGAAUCGCCGAUAUUCCAGCUUCAGGUGACAUUUGCCGCGAUGCAGGAGGGCAUCGAGAGCGCUUUUAAUCCCGUCAAGCUUGUUGAAAGCUUGAAACUGAGGACAGCCGAACAGCAAGAUGCUCAGGAGUUCUCCAAACUGUUCAUGGCCCACUUGGACACAGAGUUCCACAAACAAUCGAGUCCGUCAUUGAAGUCACUCAUUGCAGAUCAGUUUCAGGGCAAGCAAGUGUACGGCACGAUUUGCGAAAAGUGCCACAAUAGCUCUGAACGAGAGUCGGAUUUCCUGGAGAUUGAAGUCAACAUCCAGAACAACGCCACACUUGAAGACCGGAUCACUGCAUUGCUGCAGCCCGAGACAUUGUCCGGCGAUAACAAGUACCUAUGCCCACGUUGUGACAGCCUGCAGGAUGCCAAACGAUACACAGAACUCCGGCAGCUUCCUCCGGUGUUGCACUUCUCUUUACUGCGGUUCGUCUAUGACGUCUCGACCAUGGAGCGCAAGAAGAGUAAAUAUGCUAUCUCGUUCCCGACAUCGAUAGACAUGGACCAAUUUCUUGGAUCUGCCGAAAUGCGCAAGAACGCGAAGAACUGUCGGAAGAAUACGAACCGGUAUGCGCUUCGUGGUGUGCUCUUGCAUAAGGGCGCCAGUGCAUACCAUGGACAUUAUGAGGCGCAAGUGUUCGAUGUCCAGAACCAAGGAUGGUAUCAGUUCAACGACGAAACCGUCACUGAGAUUGAGUCACUUGGAGCUAAGCCUAUUUCUAAAGCGAAGGUUGGACCGGCGGCCGAUGCGGAGAAGAAGAAAGCGGCGGGGCAAAGUCAGAAGCCGCGUAUCCCUCAGAGGAAGCGUCGGCGCGUAGAGAGCGACAGCGAUAUCGAGAUUCUUGAUUCCCCACCGCCCGCAAAUGGCUCUAAAACAGAGCCUGAAGCAGCAUCUUACAUCUCUUCGAAAGAUGCCUAUAUGCUAGUAUACUCGCGCAUUGAUAUGCGCAGUUCGGAGCUUACCAAAAACGUUAUCAAUGGGAAGGCGCCCCAUCGAUCUUAUUCCCCUCAAGCCAAUGGCUCAGCGCACGCACAUUCACAAAUCACCAUACCUUCUCCACCACCUCGGGCCAUGGAAGCAGUACGUAUGCUGAAUGCUGCUCACGACCAGGCGUGCGAAGAGUUUACCGAGAAAGAGAAGCAGGCGAAGGCUCAUUUCAAUGACAUGCGGUAUAAGGUGAUGGACAUCUACAGAUCGUGGCAAUUAUCUACCCGCGAUGAGGAUUGUGUAGUCGCGAGUCGUCAAGCCCUCGAGACCUGGAUAUCGCGUCAUCUUGCAAAGCCCAAAAAGCGGGCAGCAUCUCCCUCUGAAUCAGAUGAGACACCCUCACGCUCCUUUACGAAGUCUGAAAUAUCGGAUGAAGAAGGGAGAAAUAUUAUCUCCGUAUCCGACAUCGUAUGUAGCCACGGACAGAUCGAUCCGGACAAGGCGAGCGAUAUGAAACUGAUCACUAGGGCGGCUCAUCAUCGCAUCGCUGACGACGACAAUUGCUUACUGGUUCCCGACCUCUCACCGUUGGACGUGUGCGAAACCUGCGUGAGCGAGAUGUUUACGGAGCGGCUGUACCAAAUCGAGCAUCCACGCUUCGUGGCCCGGUUCGACGAGAUCGCUCCUGUUGCAGAGAACGAGGAAGGGUACUGGAUAUCAAAACAGUGGCUGAAAGAUUGGAGACUUGCAAAACCCAAGAUGCACAAUCCUUCCCAGGGGGACCCACCCCCUGAUGCUCCAGACUUUAAAUAUCAUGUUAAAUGCGAGCAUGACGAUCUAUCAACCAACGUAACCGCUCGUAGGCGCGUCUCUGUUGAGGCAUGUCUUUUCCUUCAGGACUUGUUCCCAACGUGGGAACCACUAUCUACUGAGACCGAGGUCUGUCCUGUGUGCGAAGCCCUGAUACAUAUCUCCAAAGAAGACAAGCGAGAGCUCCGCAGGCAAGCAGAGGAAGAAAAGGCUAAAUUGAAGCAUAUGCAUGACAAUGCGCUGAACGGUAAUACAGCGUUACUCGAAAAUGUUCCCUGCGCCAUAGUUCCUGCACAUUUCGUUCGGGCAUGGAGGCAAUGGCUGCUUCAUCCUGUGGAAGUGCAGCGUCCAGAGAGUGUGGACAACUCCCAAUUCUUAUGUGAACAUGGGUUGCUUUGUUUGGAUCCUAACUCGGGGACCGAUCUGGAUUCAUCCGUCGCCAUCAUCAAGCGAAGCGACUGGGACGUGCUGGAGGAUAUCUAUUCCGGUGGACCACUAAUUGCAGUGGAGAACACUGGCACAAAGCUGGAACAUGAAUUAUCCGUAUGCGAGGAUUGCCGUCGGAAGAGGAAAUCAUCCUUUGACAUGACAGAAAUUACUGUUCGUAUAUUGGGCCCUCAAGACCCCACACCCACCGUCGAAACCUACAAACCGGACACUGUGCAGACUACUCGGCGUCCAUUGCAUCCAUCGACGCUCAUGACUUAUGGCUCUCGGAAGAGUGGCGGCUUGCGGCAAUCCAACCGUCUUCGGCAGGCGAAAGAUUACGGAAAGAGGCGCCGGGUGACCAUCACCAAGAACAUGAGGGUCAAAGACCUCAAAAUCACGUUCGAAGAGGAGUUCGACAUCCCGAUCAUAUCUCAGCGUCUGUUCUAUCACGGCCAAGAACUUGAUGACAGCUCUGCCACAGUUCUGUCACUAGGGAUCUUAUCCAACGAUCUCUUGGAUCUUCGUGAAGAGAGCGAGAACAUCGAUCUGCUGUCCGACUCUGACACCGAAGAUGUGCCCCGCAAGAGAAGAAACGAAGGUCAAGGAUUUGGUGGCACUCUACUCGGAGGGAUCCCGGACUCAGAUUCGGACGGUGCUAGGGAGUCGAGCUCGCAGUCUGAUCAGCCACCUGCUACAUCCAAAGCCUGCUCAGCAUGUACUUACGAAAACGACAUUGAUGUCGCAAUGUGCGCCAUAUGCGAGACGCCGUUUAAUCCGUGA
Molecule: messenger RNA, 3606 nt
Organism: Sparassis crispa
Lineage: Eukaryota; Fungi; Basidiomycota; Agaricomycetes; Polyporales; Sparassidaceae
Product: cysteine proteinase
Exons: 24
Coding region: 1-3606 (1201 amino acids)
Biological process (GO): protein deubiquitination
Cellular component (GO): nucleus; cytosol
Molecular function (GO): cysteine-type deubiquitinase activity; protein binding; cysteine-type endopeptidase activity
Source: RefSeq, a predicted model, not a curated record